GUCUCUUUUUCCUGCUCUCUUUCCCACCUCUUGUCUCUGUCUCUCUCUUGUUCACUCUGCAUCCUAACCAGCACCCCCCCUCUUCUGCUUUCAUUCAGAUUAUUUACCCAUCUCCUCCUCGCUCCCGGUGCUGUGUCUCUCUCCUCCUUCUCUUCUCCGUCUUCCCUGUCGCUGCUGCUCUAGCCGCCUCACCCUACAUCCCUCCCUUCCUACCAACGCUCCCACCCUCCUCCUCCGCUUCCUCCUCCUCCUCCUCCUCCUCCUCUUGGAGCUCUUCAAAGCUGCCCAGCACACACUUGCACAUAGCAUAACACACUCCUCUCCUGCGUGGGAAAAACAUGUCAGCUAUUCUGGACCUGGACCAGAUUGCAUGCUCUGGGAAUGGAGUGGAGCAUGACAUUGAGACUCCCCAUGGCGUUCUCCAUGUGACGAUGAGAGGCGUUCCCAAGGGCAACAGACCCGUCAUCCUCACCUAUCACGACAUCGGCCUCAACCACAAGUCGUGCUUCAACACCCUGUUCAACUAUGAGGACAUGCAGGAGAUCACGCAGCACUUUGCAGUGGUUCACGUGGACGCGCCCGGCCAGCAGGAGGGUGCUCCUCCCUUCCCCAGCGGUUAUCGCUACCCCACCAUGGACGAGUUGGCUGAAAUGCUGCCGUCUGUGAUGACUCAGCUCAAGGUCAGCAGCAUGAUCGGCAUCGGCGUGGGAGCAGGAGCGUACAUCCUCUCCCGCUUUGCACUGAACAACCCCAGCCUGGUGGAGGGGCUGGUUCUGAUCAACGUCGACCCGUGUGCUGAAGGCUGGAUCGACUGGGCGGCUUCAAAGCUGACUGGAUGGACCAGUAACUUGGUGGAUAUCAUCAUGUCUCACCACUUCAGCACUGAUGAGCUGACAGAUAACCUGGAGCUGAUCCAGACCUACCGCCUCCACAUCGCCCAAGACAUCAACCAGGACAACCUGGCCCUCUUCUGUGGCUCCUACCAAUACCGUCGGGACCUGGAUGUUGAGAGGCCUAUCGUAGGUCUGAAUGAGGACACAGUCAACACACUAACGUGCCCCUCGCUGCUGGUGGUUGGUGACACAUCACCUGCUGUUGAGGCUGUGGUGGAGUGCAAUUCCAGGUUAAAUCCAACCAAGACCACACUGCUAAAGAUGGCUGAUUGUGGAGGUUUGCCCCAAGUUGUGCAGCCGGGAAAACUUGCCGAGGCCUUCAAGUACUUUGUUCAGGGAAUGGGCUACAUUCCCUACGUUCUUCUCAGUCACCUGAGCAACGAAUCAGUGCCGACAGCAGGAAUGACUCGUCUGGCUCGCUCACGCACCACCUCCUCUUCCAGCAUCACCUCCAUGGACAGCAGCCGCAGCCGCAACAACCUCAACAGCCUGCUGGAGGGCAGCGCCACCGGGGCCCUGGACAACCAAGCUGGACCCCAGACCAUGGAGGUCUCCUGCUAAACCCCCAACCUCACCCCACCUUCUGCACAUUCCCAUAGUAACUUAUGUGCCCUCUCUCUCUUUCUCUCUCUCCCGCCCUCUCUCUGUAAGCAACGCCAGGAGGAUCUGUAAUGAAUGUGAUUAGAAAAGAAGAUGUAAUAAAUAUAUUAACAGAUGCAUAUUAUUACAUAUUGAAUAUUUAAUACACUGUCAAAGUCACAUUCCUACCAGAAACCAUCACUACAUUCAGAUGUGUUAUAUGAUUGACGGUCCAAACCCCAUCCUUUUGUAUUUAUUUUUUUUCACCUUGUCUUUGUUUUAAAUGUCUUCACACACACUGUAGAAAUCCUCCAUAUGUUCGAAAUAACUCCAUCGCACGGUACAGCACUUUUACUCUUUUCUCUCCUGUUGUGAACUCUAAACUUGUGAGCUGCAUUGAUUUUGAGUCACUUUAUCUUUGUGUUUUAAUCCAAAACUUACUGCAACGUGAAGCCGAACUAGUCACAAAGUAUACAGAGGGGAUCACUACACCUACUGUAACUGCAGAAAUAAAGCGUUUCAUGGGAGAACCGUUGUAGCACACUGUCUGUAAAACUGAAGCUGUGGAGAGAGCAUUAUGAAAAUGCAUUCAGUGUUAAGGAAAAGUACCAGUGUGUCAACUCUGUCAUUAUUUUGUAUUCUUUUUGAGCUCGUCUCCUUUUCUUUCUGCUUUGUGUUGGUGUUUUUUGUUCAGUUGAAUAGAUUAUUGAUGUUUUAACAACCUGUGAUGUGAAAAGCACGAGUCCCUUCACUGAGGGGCCCAGCGGUGCUUUUCACUGUCUGCUGAUUCAACUCAUUUAUAUUACUACUGAAUAAAGCUACAACAUGACGACA
This is a messenger RNA of Sebastes umbrosus (honeycomb rockfish), 2306 nucleotides long. It is a transcript of the gene ndrg3a, whose product is annotated as ndrg family member 3a. The transcript is spliced from 15 exons. The record is from RefSeq and is a predicted model, not a curated record. Gene Ontology annotation, biological process: signal transduction. The coding region runs from base 339 to 1454 and encodes 371 amino acids. Gene Ontology annotation, cellular component: cytoplasm. Lineage: Eukaryota; Metazoa; Chordata; Actinopteri; Perciformes; Sebastidae.